AUGGCUGCCGCAUCGCCAACCCCUCUGGGGAACAGCCACAUAUCGGGGCCUACCAGGAAGCCAUCUCUCAGAUCUGGCUUGAGGAGAACUUCUUCGCGGUCGCAACUGGACCGCGCGCAGUCAAAUGCUGCCGCACACGCAUCGGCAAAGUCGCAAUUUGCUGCAAACCAUGCCGAUAGCUCCGAUGACGAGAUACCCGUGCCUAUGAAGCUCAGCGCUCUCACCAAGGCUCUAUUGAAUGAUGACGGUGUUGCAGAGCCCGCCGCGCAGGCCGGCCACGUCCCAGGUCGGGUCCGGACUAGAGCUCAGGCCCAUCGCCCGUCAUCGCCCGUGCAAUCGGUGCUGGAACAGGAUAAACCAGUCAAGAGACGAAGCAUCUUGAAUAACUCGACGAGCUCGAACGCGGAGGAGCGGCGCCAGACCAGAGCUAGCAGCGCACAGGUGGCAUCAUCGAGACAAGCGUCUCCCGUCAGAAGUCAGGCUAGCGAAAACAGCCCGGCGCAGAAACAGAGAAAACGUGUCGUACGGCUCAGCACCACCACGCCCGGAAUUUCAACGUCAUUUGGAGCCGUACAGCCCUCCAAACGCCGAUCUACUUCCCUUUCAACAUCCCAGAGAGGCGCUCGCCCACCAAGUAGGGAAAGUCUGGUAGACGAGAAGCUCGAUAUCUCCGAGCUCAACGGUAUCAACACGCCCCAAGCUCAAGGCAUCCGAAGUGUUCGCAUUGCCGUUGGUUCUUCGGGAGGCCGCAGCCGUCUCAGUGGAUCUUCCGGGAACUCUUUCCGUCGCCUCGAUUCUGCUCAACCCCAAUCCGAAAACGAGGCAGCAGAGGAACCAGUUACAGCUUCGCAUCAACGAGUUGGCUUGGGCCAGGGCAGUACCUCUCGUCCGCGUACUCGCGACGAAGACAAUCAGGCUAUUCAGGGGUCGAUGCGUGUCAAACGUGUUGGAAAGGUCACUGGAAGCUUUCUCCGUGGGCCAGCUCGGCGCGGUUUGCGACGACAAAGCGACGAUGAUGGAGGCAACGAUGCAGAUGGAGACGGCCUUCAAAUGAGCCAGUACGAGGCUGAUGGCCAAGCGCCACAGGACAUCAUUGACCUCGAGCCGGAAAACUAUGCCUCGUCAUAUUAUGUCCCGGAUCGCCUUGCUUCGGGAAGCCCUGUUAGCGCCAAGAACUCCUCAAGAUAUAAGCGAGAAACAUCAGCUGCUUAUGAAGAGCCUCGAUUACUCUCACACCAGAGCUCUCCAGUUCGCGAGCAAGAAGAAAUCCAAAUUCCUCAUUACAGAGCCUCAGCGCCCCGGCCUGAGGUGCCUUCCCGGCAUGAUCAAGAAAACGACCCGCCAUCAACAUUCAGGAGGAGCAAGGGUCUUGGCAACUCAAUCUUGGAAAAGGAAGCACAGCUACCUCCGCGGCCCUUGAGCGUCGACCUGGGCCCGGCCAAAAUACCUUCACCUGAGAGAAAACCGCUCGCAGCAGUCAAUCAGAACGAACCCCGAAGAAUUGCACCGCCGCCUCCCCCCAAGAUGUCAAUUCUUGAGGCAGCAACAUCGACAGCCGGGGCAUCAACUACACAACAAGCAGCCAAGAAGCGAAAUUAUAUGAAGGUCAACAAAAAGUACUACACUCGAAUCGACACACUUGGCCGAGGAGGAAGUGGCAAAGUGUAUCGAGUGGCAGCAGAUAACGGCAAGAUGUUUGCGCUGAAGAGAGUUUCAAUCGAAGGUGCAGAUGAAUCGACCGUCAGAGGGUUCAAGGGCGAGAUUGAUCUUCUUGGCAAACUCGGCGGAUGUGAGAGGGUCAUCAAUCUCUUUGACUAUGAGAUGAACGAGGAGAAGCAAGUCCUAAGUCUUCUUAUGGAGAUGGGCGAACUGGAUCUUAACACACUCCUCCGUACACGUCUCUCGCCCGAUACAGCUCGAUUCGACCCUGUCUUUGUCCGGUUCUAUUGGCAGGAAAUGUUGGAAUGCCUUGCGGCAGUCCACGCUUACGAUGUUGUACACUCUGAUCUGAAACCCGCCAACUUUGUUCUGGUUCAGGGACGCCUCAAGUUGAUUGAUUUCGGCAUUGCAAAUGCAAUUCAAACAGACGAGACUGUCAACGUUCACAGAGAGACACAGAUCGGAACACCGAACUACAUGAGCCCUGAAUCUUUGUUGGAUUCCCACACCACGGGUCCUGAUGGCCGCCGAAUCAAUACCGCGACCAACAGAGGACCAAAGCUCAUGAAGCUGGGCAAGCCUAGCGAUGUCUGGAGUCUCGGCUGCAUUCUCUACCAAAUGGUCUAUGGCACACCACCUUUUGGACAUAUCCAGAACCAGAUGGCUCGGUGUCACGCCAUUAUUGACUGGGACUACGCCAUCACUUUCAAGGACCGGGGCAUUGGUGAUGCUCCUGUGCCGCCAUCUCUGCUGAGGACAAUGAAACGCUGCCUCAACCGGGAUCAGCACAUGCGUCCGACAUGCGAGGAACUACUGAGCUUGUCAGACCCAUUCUUGUACCCCGUGGAAACCCCACAUGGUCAGCUCCCAGUCAGCGAGGAAUUGUUGGGCCGAAUUAUUCACAGUGUUGUGGCAAAAUGCCGGGAGCGCAUGCCUGACGACGGUGAACUCUUGAGCGCCUGGCCAAAAGCAUAUUGGUCUAGUGUCGCCAAGGCUGUGGGACGUGACUUGAGGUGA
Messenger RNA from Pestalotiopsis fici W106-1, 2676 nucleotides. RefSeq lists its product as uncharacterized. NCBI's taxonomy places the organism in Eukaryota, Fungi, Ascomycota, Sordariomycetes, Amphisphaeriales, Sporocadaceae. The record is from RefSeq and is a predicted model, not a curated record. Gene Ontology annotation, biological process: protein localization to kinetochore; meiotic spindle assembly checkpoint signaling; peptidyl-serine phosphorylation. Gene Ontology annotation, cellular component: spindle; kinetochore; nucleus. The transcript has 2 exons. Gene Ontology annotation, molecular function: protein serine/threonine/tyrosine kinase activity; protein serine/threonine kinase activity; ATP binding. The coding region runs from base 1 to 2676 and encodes 891 amino acids.